AUGUAUUCUGGAACUUUUCUGCAAAAUUCACCAUAUGUAGCUCAUUUCUGUCACCCCAAGUAUCAUGUAUUCGAUUGUAAGUAUGCGGAUGUUGUAUGUCAGCGGGGUUGUGGGCAAAUAUAUAUAAAAAUGAACGAGCAAAAGCAUCUUAAUGAGGAUUGCGAUCGGAGAAUGGGCAAAUGCGAAUUUUGCGAGAAAGAAAUAGCACUAAAAGGAAUGGAUAUUCAUUUAAAGGUGAUCGAUCAUCAUAGUGGUCCAAAUCCAGUUUGCCCGGAUUAUAUAAUUGACUGCCCGAAUAACUGCGGUCUUAAAGCUGUUCCACGUGAAAAGAUUAAACAACAUUUGCCAGUUUGUGUUAAUGCUGGCGCUGCUUGCCCAUUUAAUGAAUUCGGUUGCGAUUACAUGGGAGAUACUAGAAAUACUUCGAUGUUACUAUUUAACAUGGAAACGAUCAUGGAAAUGCUGGUAUGUAAAAUGGAUGCAUUGCAAAGACGAACUGCUACACUAGAAAAACUCUAUGGACCACAGACGAUAUGGCGUAUAGACAAUGUGAAGCAGAAACAAAAUGAAGCUCGAUCAGGUGCAAAAACCAUGAUUUUCUCGCCACCAUUUAUUACAGGACGACAUGGAUAUAAAAUGUUUUUAAGCGCAUCGCUUUACGGUGAUGGACCAAUACGUGGUCAGUAUAUGUCAGUGUUUGUUGGUAUCAUGCGCGGUGAAUACGACGCACUUUUGGAAUGGCCAUUUACCCAUAAAGUAACAAUCACAUUAAUGGAUCAGAAUCCUGAUGUAACGAAUCGCAAUGAUAUUUCGUAUAUUAUAAAGCCAAAUCCACUGCCAGCAUAUAAAGCAUAUUUGGAUCGACCAGUUAGUGAACGAAACGCAUCGUUUGGAGCUGUAAAAUUCUGCGAGCUCGAAAUACUCGACAGAUAUAUACGUGAUGAUGUUAUCUAUAUUAAGGUCAACGUUGAUACCGAUAGCGAAAAAUAUGAACAAUCAAGUGAAGCGUUUAUCAGCCAAAUGAACAAAAAAAGUCAAACAAAAACGCUGACUAGCAAUAAUACGGUUGAAACUAAAAAUAAGAUCAAGGAAAUUCAGCAACUUCUUAAACCGGCCAACCAGGUACCAAUCGAAAUAAACCAAAAACCUGACAAUAAUUGGUCCGAUGUAAUCACAGACCAACCCAAAUCAGUUAAUUAUACUCAUUUAUACAACCAAUCAAGCGUAUACAAUCCGCAGUGA
Molecule: messenger RNA, 1242 nt
Organism: Dracunculus medinensis (Guinea worm)
Lineage: Eukaryota; Metazoa; Nematoda; Chromadorea; Rhabditida; Dracunculidae
Source: the annotation of a GenBank genome assembly